AUGUCGGCCAAGCGUUCGCGCGAUACAGAAGACCGUCCUGGGGGCUCUGCGACAGCCGAACCCCCAGUCAAGAAGAACAAGAAGAAGGGCUUCUCUGUCGCGCCUGAUAACCUUCCCGAUGGCACAUAUCGUCGGAAAGCCCAAAAAAUAAAAGCCGACCUGAUCCAAAAAGCCAAAGUCAAAAAAGCCUACGCUAAAGUGAAAUCCCAAGAGGAAGCCCCGACCAAACCCUCCGUCUACGAACUCGAAGAACAGCGCCAACGCGAAGAAAACGAGCGGCGACAAAAUGAACAUGCCGAUCCUGAUGGGCCCCAAGAAGCUGGUGCUGGCAUGGAGCUUCACCCGGACCGAGUGGCUAUGCUGAAUGAACCACAACCCGAACCCGCACCUGAACGGAAACCUAGGCCAGAACGUGCGCAGAACCGUCGCGAGGGCGGUAGAAACAAGAAGGGAAAGCGUACUGCUUUUGACAAGGAGUUAGAGAUUGCGCGGAAGCGCCAAGAGGAAGCUGAGAGGAGAAGGGAACAGAGGGAGUUCAGGCAGAAGGAUCGCGAUGCCAUGGCGAAGGCUAAACGACCGGAUCAGAAUGGGAAGAAAAGGUUGGGGAGGGAGAGUACGGUGCUUCUUAGUCGUGUACAGCGGAUGGUUGGUUAG
This is a messenger RNA of Aspergillus ruber CBS 135680, 654 nucleotides long. RefSeq lists its product as uncharacterized. The transcript is spliced from 2 exons. The coding region runs from base 1 to 654 and encodes 217 amino acids. NCBI's taxonomy places the organism in Eukaryota, Fungi, Ascomycota, Eurotiomycetes, Eurotiales, Aspergillaceae. The record is from RefSeq and is a predicted model, not a curated record.